Solea solea (common sole) is the source of this 1397-nucleotide messenger RNA. Its product is annotated as heterogeneous nuclear ribonucleoprotein A0-like. Gene Ontology annotation, molecular function: RNA binding. The record is from RefSeq and is a predicted model, not a curated record. NCBI's taxonomy places the organism in Eukaryota, Metazoa, Chordata, Actinopteri, Pleuronectiformes, Soleidae. The transcript has a single exon. Bases 192 to 1142 code for a protein of 316 amino acids.
UUGAAAUGUUGGUUCACUGAGAAUGUGCUCUGAUCUUGGGUCCUUUGAUAUGACCUUAUAUGCAACUGACAGACAACAGUACCAAGACAAAAGGAAGAAGAGGAUAGCUAUUUGGAUGCCAACAGCCACCAUUUUGAGACUAACUGAUGUCCAAGUUUGUGUACUGAGUAACAGAUCACCAAUGUUAAAUAAUGAGUUCCCAGUAUUGUAAACUUUUUGUUGGUGGACUGAAUGUGAAUACUGACAGCAAUGAUCUGCGAAAGCAUUUCGAGCAGUAUGGUAAGCUCACUGACUGCACUGUCAUCGUGAAUAAGCAGCUGCAGCGGUCCCGUUGUUUUGGCUUUGUAACCCUCACCACACUGGAGGAGGCUGACACAGCAGUUAAAGCUGGGCUGCACACUAUCGAUGGCCACAUAGUUGAAGUGAAGCAGGCCAUCGUAAGAGAGGACGCCAACAAACCAGAGGCCCUCAAAAACAUGAAGAAAGUCUUUGUUGGUGGUCUGAAAGAUGACAUUGAGGAGGAACAUCUGAUGAACCAUUUCAGGCCGUAUGGUGAUAUUGAGAAGGCUGUAGUAAUCUCAGAUAAGGAUACAGGAAAGAAACGAGGGUUUGGCUUCAUCUUCUUUGUUGAACAUGACGCAGCCAAGAAGGUGAUCGCAGAGAAGUUCCACAAUAUCAAUGGACACACAGUUGAGGUGAAGAAAGCCAUGACCAAGUAUUGGAUGCAGGACACCAGCAGAGACAGCAUAGCAAUGGGCAGCCAGGCAGGUAGAGGCAUGAGGGUAAAUCUAAAUGGCAACAGCGCCAAGGACUAUGGUGCAAACUAUCACUAUGGAAACACGAAUGGAAACUACAGAAAUGGUGGCAACUACAACUUUGGCAGCAGCUAUAGAGGAUACCCUGGAUAUGUUGGAGGUUAUGGGGACCAGGAAAGUGGCUAUGGUGGUAGAAACGGCUAUGAGUUUGGAAGUGGCUAUGGCCAGCAUACAUCUGGUUAUACAUCCUUUGGCCCUCAGGGAAGUUCUGCCCCCUAUAGCAGAGGCGGUGGCGUUGGCUACCCGAUGGAAGGUUAUGGUAGCAGCUAUGAAAAGAGGAUAUUCCAUGGAAAAUCGAGCACCCAUUACUCACCACAUUACUUCUAACCAGGAUUUGAACUUCAAAACUCAAUGGCUUCUGCUGUGAAAAGGACAAUGAAUGUGCUAAUGUUAAACAAUUGAUCUGACACUGUAAAAAGAAUGUUAAACCUGGCUUUAAAAAACCCAUAUGCAUUGAACAUACCAGUUUUGGGUAUCUGUCCAAAAACAAUUAUGAAGACACUGAUAAAGAUUUAACCUUUCUGUAAAUCUUCUUUGAUGGAUUGGGUCUUUCCUGUAAGUCUGACUGCAAUAAAAACUAAU